Molecule: messenger RNA, 2098 nt
Organism: Heteronotia binoei (common prickly gecko)
Lineage: Eukaryota; Metazoa; Chordata; Lepidosauria; Squamata; Gekkonidae
Gene: MRS2
Product: magnesium transporter MRS2
Exons: 11
Coding region: 76-1431 (451 amino acids)
Biological process (GO): mitochondrial magnesium ion transmembrane transport
Cellular component (GO): mitochondrial inner membrane
Molecular function (GO): magnesium ion transmembrane transporter activity
Source: RefSeq, a predicted model, not a curated record
CUUUCUUUCGCUAGCUGGGCGCGUGCGUGUUUUUGCAAGGAGGCGGGAGGCGGAGCGUCCGGGACGCAGUUUGCGAUGGAUUGCGCCUGGAUGCUAAGUCGAGGACUGAGGCCCAGGAAGCUGUGCAGUUACUGUGUCGGAGUCUCCUGCAGCCGUCGCUACCGCUUGGUCAAAGGGGAUGGCUCGCUCCGCUUUCUGGCUGCCUCGGCGAGCGCGCCUGGCUGGGCUCUUUGCAAGCCCAGGAAAUGCCGGUCGCAGUGGCCCGGCGGACAGAGCUUGCUCCGCGCAAGUGAUCUCUCUCAGCAUUUGACUACAGAGGUAUCCCAAGCCACUUUAGCCAGUGUGGCUCCCGUGUUUUCUGUGAUGAAAUUUGACAAAAAUGGCAACAUAAGCUCAUAUGAAAGAAAGAAAACAGAAUUGUACCAGGAGCUAGGUCUUCAAGCACGAGAUCUACGGUUUCAGCAUCAAGUGAGCAUAUCACCCAGGAACAACACGAUUAUCAUUCGAAUGGAGUUUUUGAAGGCAGUGAUAACUCCAGAAUUUCUUCUGAUCUUAGACUAUCGCAAUAUAAACAUGGAAAAAUGGCUACUACAAGAACUGGCUUCUCAAUUAGCUGGGGAAGGCCAGCUAGUAACAUAUUCUUUACCUUUUGAAUUCAGAGCAAUAGAAGCAAUACUUCAAUAUUGGAUCAGCAGUCUACACGAGAGACUUAGCAGCCUGCAGCCGCAGAUUAUUGAGACGCUGAAUGCUUUAGUGGACCCCAAGCUUCUGUCUGUCGAUCGGAGUAAAGUUCAUGUUCUGUUGCAGAAUGGGAAGAGUUUGUCAGAGUUAGAAACAGAUAUUAAAGUAUUUAAGGAAACAAUAUUGGAAAUCCUUGAUGAGGAAGAACUGAUAGAAGAGCUGUGCCUGAGUAAAUGGACAGACCCACAAGUAUUUGAAGAGAGUGCUUCUGGAAUUGACCAUGCAGAGGAGAUGGAGCUACUGCUGGAGAACUAUUACAGGCAGGCAGAAGACCUUGCUAAUGAAACUCGCGAACUCAGGGUGUUGAUUGAUGAUUCUGAAAGUAUCAUCUUUAUUAACUUGGACAGCCACCGUAAUAUAAUGAUGAGGCUGAACUUACAACUGACCAUGGGUACUUUUUCUCUUUCGCUUUUUGGAUUGAUAGGCGUUGCUUUUGGAAUGAACUUGGAAUCCUCAUUUGAAGAGGACAAAGGAGUAUUCUGGUUGGUGACAGGAAUUAUGUUCCUGGGCAGUGGCCUAAUAUGGCGGCGGCUGCUGUCAUUCCUGGGACGGCAUCUAGAACCUUCAGCACCUCCAUCUAUUCCUGCUUUGCUGAAAAAAACUCACCUAACAAAUGGGAAAGUAGAAUUUAAAAAUGACUUCAAAACAGAAUCCCUUGGGUCAAGCAGAAGCACAGUGACCACCCAGUGAUCAGAUCUGUUUUGGUGUCUCUUCAUAACUUUAGACUCUUACCUGUAUUUUCUUUUUUUUUAAAUUUAAUUUUAUCAAACUUUCAACAAUAUGCAAAAUGUGUAAAUAGUUAACAGAGAUUCAGCAGUACAAAAAUAAAUACCACAUUGUGCAGUACUAGAAAAAUACGAGGAAAGAAAUACACGUCAUUCCACGUCCAGUUCUUCCAGAGCUUUUAUUCAUGAAAAGCCACCUGUUGGAAUGGGGUUCUUACUUCAGUCCUUCUGCUGGCUGGGCCUGAUCUCUUCAGCACGGUUCCUGAAGAUUUGCCUUCUCCAUGUCCACAAUGGCUUUCUUUGGUUUGGCAGCAUGAUAGUACUGCUCAUCCAACAAUUUUCUUGGUGAUCUCCAUCCACAGACCAUCAGUAGUCUUCUACAGAAGCUAUCCUCCUGUAUUGAUAAAGUGCACUCCUGAGAGUUUCAUACUUUUGCCUUGAAGUGGGGAUGAGUGACAGAAAUAGUUGCCAGAGUUUUCUUCCUUGUUGCAUUCAUUAAGGAUAUGCUCUGCCAAGUUGCCCAUCCUGACAUCCUGUUUGCAGUAACUUCAUAGCAUUAUUUUGUCUAGAAGAUGCAAACCUGUUUCAGGAUUUAUCUCUUUCACUUCAAUAAAUGCAGAGUCAUCUGUUGC